AUAUAUAUAUAGUGUACUAUGCCUCGCCCAAUCCAAAGCGAAGCAGCAACCAGCAAAGUGAUCAGUGUGAUCGAUCACACACUGCCAUGGCCGUCAUGGGCAAGGAGGAGGAGGAGCAGCAGCAGCAGCACAAGGAGGAGGAGGUGGUCCAAGGAGAUGUGCGAGUCGUCGUCCAGCAGGAGACGGCGGCGGACGAGGAGGCCGAGUCGGCGCUGGUGCGCAAGAUCUCCGGCCUGGCCGCCGCCAUCGCCAGGCUGCCGUCGCUGAGCCCGUCGCCGGAGGUGAACGCGCUCUUCACCGACCUCGUCACGGCCUGCAUCCCGCGCAGCACCGUGGACGUGGAGCGCCUGGGCCCGGAGCUGCAGCGCAUGCGCGCGGGCCUCAUCCGCCUCUGCGCCGACGCCGAGGCGCUGCUGGAGGCGCACUACUCCGACCUGCUGGCCGCCUUCGACAACCCGCUGGACCACCUGCCGCUCUUCCCCUACUUCACCAACUACCUCCUGCUGAGCCAGCUGGAGCACGGCCUGCUGGCGCGCCACGUCCCGGGCCCGCCCCCCUCCCGCGUCGCCUUCGUCGGCUCCGGCCCGCUCCCGCUCAGCUCCCUCGUGCUCGCCUCGCGCCACCUCCCCGCCGCCGCCUUCGACAACUACGACAUCUGCGGGGACGCCAACGACCGCGCGCGCCGCCUCGUGCGCGCCGACGCCGCGCUCGCCGCGCGCAUGGCGUUCCGCACCUCCGACGUCGCCCACGUCACCCGGGAACUGGCCGCCUACGACGUCGUCUUCCUGGCGGCGCUCGUGGGCAUGGCCGCCGAGGAGAAGGCGCGCGUCGUCGAGCACCUCGGCAGGCACAUGGCGCCCGGCGCCGCGCUGGUGGUGCGGAGCGCGCACGGCGCGCGCGGCUUCCUGUACCCCGUGGUUGACCCCGAGGAGAUCCGCCGCGGCGGCUUCGACGUGCUCGCCGUGCACCACCCGGAGGGGGAGGUGAUCAACUCCGUCAUCAUCGCCCGCAAGCCCCUCCCGGUCGUCGACGAGCACGCCGUCGCCGGGGUGGGGCACGCGCACGCGCACGGCGCCGUGCUCAGCCGGCCCUGCCUCUGCUGCGAGAUGGAGGCCCGGGCUCACCAGAAGAUGGAGGAGGUGGCCAUGGAGCAGCUGCCGUCCUAGGCACAAGAUGGAUUGCCCCGGCCGGCAGCCCAUGCAAUCGCAUUGCAUCUAUCUCAUCGAUCUACUUACGUGUCUACACCACAUGCGUGAUAAUAAUCUGCAGAUUGACCUGGCUACUAGCUGGUAUAUUGUCACCGUGAUUGUAUUAAGUUUUUGUUUAACAAAAGGGUAGAAGUCGAAGUCCGAGCCGGCGAAAGAAAAAAUACUGGAGAAAAAAAAAGAGUGCACGAAGGAGACGGAGGCGAGCGAACAGGCUGGCCUAAUUUCAUUUGUAUGCUAAUGUUACGUGUGUCAAUGAUGAUGGAGUGGUUAAAUUAUUAGUAAUUCUCGAUGCCUAA
This is a messenger RNA of Zea mays, 1504 nucleotides long. Its product is annotated as nicotianamine synthase 3. Gene Ontology annotation, molecular function: nicotianamine synthase activity. The coding region runs from base 87 to 1166 and encodes 359 amino acids. The transcript has a single exon. The record is from RefSeq and is a predicted model, not a curated record. Gene Ontology annotation, biological process: nicotianamine biosynthetic process. Lineage: Eukaryota; Viridiplantae; Streptophyta; Magnoliopsida; Poales; Poaceae.